AUGCCGCUGCUAAGAAGGCUUUCUUCCAGUUUCAAGAGGAACAAAAGUGCAAAGGCCAACGGCGUCAAUGGUACUCUGAGUACUGUCGACGAGUCUAGGGCUCCAUCUACUGCUGUGAAUGGUGACCAUGUCAAUGGCACAAGCUCAAAUGGUGCUUCUAUCGGUCAGAGCCUUGAAAAGACAAAGGAUGUUCAACGGCCUUCAGCGCCUACGCUGGCGACCACCUCGAAUCCUCCGGAGCCGGUGAAAGAAGACGACAAGGCUGUGGCUUCACGAAAGGAUGUCGAAAAUGUCUUCACACAGUUCGCAGCACUCAUCCACGCUUCGCAGCGUCCGCUCCCGACUCAAUCGGGCGACGGUCAAUAUCUAGAGAAAGAGGAGCCGACAGGACUCUGGAAUGAUCUAAAACACUUGGGGAUUAAGGACGCUGAAACAGCUUUGCACCUGGUUCAGGACAAACUCAGUGGCGGUCCCGUGGAUGACCGCAAAAUGCACAUGGAGGAGGCUAUUCAGCUGGUCGCCGCCCUUCCUGAUCGCUCUGCAAAUCGAGUCAAAAUCACCAGUUCGCUUAUUGACCUCCUCUGGAAUUCCUUGCAACAUCCGCCUCUUUCUUAUCUUGGAGAUAGCUACCAGUACCGUUCAGCUGACGGCUCAAACAACUCGUACAUGUUUCCGAAACUUGGUGCGGCGAAUACCCCUUACGCACGUUCGGUGCAGCCAAAGAUUUCACAGCCAGGCGCGUUGCCCGAUCCAGGACUCUUGUUUGACUCAUUGUUGGCGAGAGAAGAGUUUAUACCUCAUCCUAACAACGUAUCGAGCAUAUUCUUCAACUGGGCUUCGCUUGUCAUCCAUGUUAUAGAUCUUUUCCAGACCGACCACCGUGAUUUUAGCAAUAGCAAGACUUCUAGCUACCUGGACCUGUCAAUCUUGUAUGGGGAUGUUCAGGAAGAUCAGGACAUGAUGAGGACAUUCGAGAACGGCAAGAUCAAGCCAGACUGCUUCGCAGAGGAAAGACUUCUGGCUUUCCCACCAUCUUGCGGUGUGAUGCUCAUCAUGUUGAACCGUUUCCACAAUUAUGUUGUCGAACAGCUGGCUUUGAUUAACGAGAAUGGCCGGUUCACGCAGCCCUCUACCAAGCUAUCCGGAGACGCAGCAAAGGCGGCUUGGAAGAAAUACGACAAUGACCUCUUUCAAACAGGCCGACUGGUUACUUGUGGACUCUGGAUUUCUAUCGUGCUUAAUGAUUACCUCCGUACUAUUAUCAAUUUGAACAGGACAAACAGCACAUGGAGUUUGGACCCCCGCCUGGAUAAACCAAAAACCGUUGGGGAGGACGGCACCCCGCGAGGAGUUGGCAACCAAGUGAGCGCCGAGUUCAGUCUCUCAUAUCGCUGGCACUCUUGUAUCGGACAAAUGGACGAAGCAUGGACGGAGAAGGUCUACGAUGAGCUCUUCGGAAAGAAGCCAAACGAUGUGUCGCUGCAGGAGCUGAUGAUCGGGUUGGGGAAAUACGACAAAGAGCUUCCCAAGGAUCCACUUCAGCGGCCAUUCGCCCACCUCAAACGGGAUGCCAACGGCAAGUUUGAUGACGGGGAUCUUGCCAAAAUCUUCCAAGCCGGUGUCGAGGAGGUGGCCGGCGCAUUUGGUGCACGCAAUAUCCCCAAGUCACUUCGAGCCAUCACGAUACUAGGUAUUAUGCAGUCUCGGGCGUGGAACCUAUGUACCCUCAAUGAAUACAGAAAGUUCUUCGGCCUGAAGACAUACGACACAUUCGAGGAAGUUAACCGAGACCCGUAUGUGGCCGACCAGCUCAGACACCUGUACGAACAUCCUGACUUCAUCGAGCUUUACCCAGGCCUUGCGGUGGAAGAAUACAAGGAGCCGAUGGUGCCAGGAGUCGGUAUCUGCCCGACACAUACCAUUUCACGGGUGGUGCUUUCCGAUGCGGUCGCCUUGGUCCGUGGCGAUAGAUUCUACACCAUCGACUAUACUCCCAAAAACCUCACCAAUUGGGGCUUCAACGAGGCGGCCUCUGAUCCCAGCAUCAAUCAAGGCUGUGUCUUUUACAAGCUCCUCUUAAGGGCACUGCCAAAUCAUUUCACGCCCAACAGCAUUUAUGCUCACUAUCCGAUGACUAUCCCGAGCGAGAACGCCAAAAUCAUGAAGAAUCUCGGCCGUUUUGAGGAUUACGACUGGAAGACUCCGGAGUAUAUUCCUCCCCGCGUCACUUUGACGUCCUACGAGAGUCAAAAUAUCUCCUGGAGCGUCCUCAAGACUUUAAAGUCAUGUGGAACGACGGCCUAG
This is a messenger RNA of Fonsecaea multimorphosa CBS 102226, 2304 nucleotides long. RefSeq lists its product as uncharacterized. The transcript is spliced from 3 exons. The record is from RefSeq and is a predicted model, not a curated record. Gene Ontology annotation, biological process: response to oxidative stress. Gene Ontology annotation, molecular function: heme binding; peroxidase activity. Bases 1 to 2304 code for a protein of 767 amino acids. NCBI's taxonomy places the organism in Eukaryota, Fungi, Ascomycota, Eurotiomycetes, Chaetothyriales, Herpotrichiellaceae.